AUGGUGAUGGUGGUGGUGGUCGUGGUGACGAUGGUUAUGAUGAUGGUGGUGACAGUGGUGGCGGUGAUGGUGGUGGUGGUGGUGCUUGCCUUGAAGAACAACUGCAACAAGGUGGGCUUUGGGGAGCUGCAGAGGAUGAUAGAGGGCCGUGGCAUCACAGAUGACUUCCAGAGGGUCUCCUCGCUGCCACCCUAUCUGCCUGUGAGCUAUCAUGUCCUCCGAGCAGAGACCUCCUUCUUCCUCAAGGAAACCAACCAGGACCUCACGCGUAACUCCAGUCUGCAACGCAGAGUAGAGUCUUUCUUCACCUACAGGGCCAAGUGGCCCCCAAUUUUAAACACAAGCUAUGGGCCCUUUUCAGUGGAAAAGGUUGUGCCUCUGGACUUGAUGUUGACUUCAAACCUACUGGGUCCAACCAAUAAGUUUAGCUUCAACUGGAAGCUGAAAGCCUACAUCCUGCGGGACAGGGUCUACCUGAGCCGACCGCAGGUGCAGGUUCUGUUCUACAUCGUGGGCCGGGACUGGGACGACCACGGGGCCUCGGAGACGCUGCCCUGCCUGCGCGUGUUUGCUUUCCGCGAGACCCGGGAGGUGAGGGGCAGCUGCCAGCUGCGAGGCCCGCUGGGGCUGUGCGUGGCCAAGCUGGAGCUCCUGCCCGGCUGGUUCGGCGCCCCCACCGUGGUGGCCGGGAGGAAGAAGGCGGCCGAGCGGCCCGGGGGGAGCCCGGUGGAGCUGUACUACGCCAUCCAGCCGGGGGCCGAGCGCGGGGGCUGUGCUGGCGGUGACUUCAGGAAAGGCAAUGCUAUCCGGCCAGGGAAGGACGGGCUGGGCGAAGCCACCUCCCACCUUCACAGGAUUGGUACCGUCAGCCUUUACCGGACCCAGGACAGCGCCCAGCUCAGCGAACUGAGGCUGGACAGCAAUGUGGUCAUCUGGCUGCCGUCGAGGCCAGUCAAGCAGGGAGACGUGGUCACGGCCUACGUCACCAUUGCCAGCAACUCUACCGUGGACCUCUUCAUCUUGAGAGCCAAGGUGAAGAAAGGUGUCAACAUCCUGAACACGCAGACCAGUGAGCCUCAACAGUGGGCCUCCACGCAGGAAACAGGCAAUGGAGGCAAGCAUGCCACAACCACCGUGGUGUGUCAGCGCUUGGGGCCAGGGCCGUACAACAGAAGCAGCGGCCUGUUCAGCGAGGUCGUGCAGAUGAACUUUGAGAUUGCCAGCUUCAGCAGCCUCUCGGGGACGCAGCCUAUCACGUGGCAGGUGGAGUACCCGCGGAGAGGGACCACAGACAUCGCCAUGUCUGAGAUAUUCGUCAGUCAGAAGGACCUGGUGGGCAUCGUGCCCUUAGCCAUGGACACUGAAAUUCUCAACACGGCCAUCCUCACAGGAAAGACAGUGGCUGUGCCCAUCAAGGUGGUCUCCGUGGAAGAGAACUGUGCUGUCACGGACAUCUCGGAGUCAGUGGAGUGCAAGUCCACCGACGAGGACGUCAUCAAGGUGUCAGACCGCUGUGACUACGUCUUUGUGAACGGCAAGGAGAUGAAAGGCAAGGUGGACGUGGUGGUGAACUUCACGUAUCAGCACCUGAGCGCUCCCUUGCACAUCACCGUGUGGGUGCCCCGGCUGCCCCUGCAGAUUGAAGUCUCUGACACUGAGCUGAGCCAGAUUAAAGGCUGGAGGGUCCCCAUCGUGGCCAGUAAGAGGCCCACUCGGGACAGUGAGGACGAGGAUGAGGAGGAACGGCGGCGCCGGGGCUGUACGCUGCAGUACCAGCAUGCCACGGUGCGGGUCCUCACCCAGUUUGUGUCUGAAGGCCCCGGCCCAUGGGGCCAGCUGAGCCACCUGCUGAACCCCAACUGGCAGCUGGACAUCACCCACCUGGUGGCGGACUUCCUGAAGCUGGAGGAGCCGCGCAUUGCCACGCUCGAGGACAGCAGGGUCCUGGUCGGGCGGGAGGUUGGCAUGACGACCAUCCAGGUGCUGUCCCCGCUGUCAGACUCCAUCCUGGCAGAGAAGACGGUGACCGUGUUGGAUGACAAAGUGACAGUGACGGACCUGGCCAUCCAGCUGGUGGCCGGGCUGUCCGUCACCCUGCACCCCAGCACAGGGAACGGCAAGGCCAUCACAGCUGUGGCCACUGCCGAGGAGGAGCUGCGAGCCCCUAAACAGGAAGCCUUGGUCAGCACGUGGCUCCAGUUCAAUGACGGCUCUGUGACGCCCCUGGACAUCUACGACGCCAAGGACUUCUCCCUGGCCGCCACCUCCCUGGAUGAGGCCGUUGUCUCGGUGCCCCAGGGGCGCUCCCCGAGGUGGCCCGUGGUGGUGGCCGAGGGCGAGGGCCAGGGCCCGCUCGUCCGGGUGGACAUGACCAUUGCCGAGGCCUGCCAGAAGCACAAACGCAAGAGCGUGCUGGCCGUGGGCGUGGGCAGUGUCAGGGUCAAGUUCCGGCCGAGCGGCACCGCACGCAGCCCCAGGGAGGAUGAGGAGGCUGAGCACAUCGAGAACCACGCCAGUGACCGCCGGCUGAAGGGCCAGGACGCGCAGCCCCUCGGCGGCUCCUCCGGGGGGCGCGAGGAGGGGGCCCUUCGGAAAGCCUCCACCACGGUCCGGUCGCUGCUGGACAAGGCGGUGAGGACCAGCCGGCUGGACGGGGGCCGGCUGCCGGGAGAGGGGCAGCUGCAGAACAUCCCCAUCGACUUCACCAACUUCCCGGCCCAGGUGGACGCCCCCCGGGCGGGGGCCGGGCUGCAGGAGAGCGGGCUGGCCCCGGCGCCCCGCGGGCUCAGCGACCUAGAGAUCGGCAUGUACGCCCUGCUUGGGGUCUUCUGCCUGGCCAUCCUCGUCUUCCUCAUCAACUGUGCCACCUUCGCCCUCAAGUUCAGACACAAGCAGGUGCCGCUGGAGGGCCAGGCGCCCAGGCCCCACCCCCAUGACUGGGUGUGGCUGGGGACCGAGGCUGAGCUCCUGGAAAGCAGAGGGGACCUGUCCCCGCCCCGGGAGGAGCACACCACCAUUCUGGACCGGGGCCUAGGGGGCUGUGAGGAGAGCAACCUUCUCCUCCGUGGCCUGUCCCAGACGCAGGCUCAGGGCCAGCCAUGCCUCGUGGACUCCCAGGGUGGAGAGGAGCCCCUGCACUCACCCACCUCCAGGAGGAAGCGGGUCAAGUUCACCACCUUCACCACCAUCCCCGCGGACGACAGCUGCCCCACCGUCAACUCCAUCCUGGGUGCGAACGAGGAGGCCAUCCAGUGGGUGUGCCAGGAUGCAGGGGCCUGCACAGACCUGAGAGCCUACCUGGAGAAGUUCCAGGAGGAGGCAUAG
Messenger RNA from Orycteropus afer afer, 3324 nucleotides. It is a transcript of the gene TMEM132C, whose product is annotated as transmembrane protein 132C. The coding region runs from base 1 to 3324 and encodes 1107 amino acids. The transcript is spliced from 10 exons. The record is from RefSeq and is a predicted model, not a curated record. Lineage: Eukaryota; Metazoa; Chordata; Mammalia; Tubulidentata; Orycteropodidae.